This is a messenger RNA of Rhinichthys klamathensis goyatoka, 1870 nucleotides long. RefSeq names its product regulator of calcineurin 3 (gene rcan3). The coding region runs from base 102 to 728 and encodes 208 amino acids. The record is from RefSeq and is a predicted model, not a curated record. NCBI's taxonomy places the organism in Eukaryota, Metazoa, Chordata, Actinopteri, Cypriniformes, Leuciscidae. The transcript has 5 exons. Gene Ontology annotation, cellular component: cytoplasm; nucleus. Gene Ontology annotation, molecular function: calcium-dependent protein serine/threonine phosphatase regulator activity; nucleic acid binding. Gene Ontology annotation, biological process: calcium-mediated signaling.
CGCACAUAUACAACAGGAAAAGCGAGAGAGAGAGAGAGAGAGAGAAAAGGGAAUAAAAGACCCAUUUUUUAUUUAUCUGUUUACAAGCAGCAAAAGAGGGAAUGCCAUCGAUAAACAUGAAAUUGGAGAUGUUGACGCUCAUCGCCUGUGAUGUAGACACGGAGGUGUUUACAUCCGACAAAAUGCAGGAGCGGUUUGAGGCUCUGUUCAGGAUCUAUGAUGAUCAGACGUCCUUCCAGAUGUUCAAGAGUUUCAGAAGAGUUCGGAUCAGCUUCACCACUCCAGAGGCUGCUGCACGCGCACGCAUCGAGCUCCACGAAUCAGACUUCAACGGCGUUAAACUAAAACUGUACUUGGCACAGGUGCAGAAUUCAGGGGAAGAUGUGGACAAGGCAUACCUUGCCCCGCCUCAACCUGUCAAGCAGUUCCUCAUCUCUCCACCUGCGUCUCCACCUGUGGGAUGGAGCCAGAGUGAUGAUGCCACACCUGUGAUCAACUACGACCUGCUGUGUGCUGUGGCCAAACUGGGACCAGGUGCGUGGAGCCAAAGAAAUAUGGAAACCGAGCAAGAAGGUGAGAAGUACGAGCUGCAUGCGGGUACAGAGUCCACUCCUAGCGUGGUGGUCCACGUGUGUGAGAGUGACACUGAGGAAGAGGAAGAAGCCCGGCCAAAAGCCAAGAUUGUCCAGACCAGACGUCCCGACGGUCCCCCAAAAGUCUACAACUAAAACCUUCAGCACACAGCACACGUUUUUUCUCUCUCUCUGUGUCUCUUUCUCUCAUCCAGGGAAAGGCACGCUUUAUUUCAAUAACAAAAAAAAGCUAAACUAAGACAUGGAUGGAUUGGGAGGGGUGCUCAGUGCACAGGUGACUUGUGGUGUUCUGAACUGGACUCGUGGACUGAACACACUGUCUCACCGCUGCCUCACGGGACAGACAGGGGGCGAUGAGCUUGCGAACCCCCUCUCACAAUCAUAACACUUUCAUUCCCUCAUUUAGAGUUUUUGUCCUGUACCAUUCAAGCUCAGUAAUUGUAAUUAACAGUCGUAGAAGUAGGUUACAUGUAAGCUUUGUUACUGUUUGUCUCUAUGAUUGAUCAUCAAAGAAAAAAAAAAUGCUUUAAAAAAAGGAAGCGGACACAUUCUGCUUUCUCCGUUUCUCUCUUGACGGCUGUCGCGUUUAUCUCCAUAUCGGUCAGGUUGGCACACCUACAGCGGUGCCGCGGCUCGCUGGGAUUGUGACCUGUGUGCAGAAUUAUGCCUGUUCAUACCAUGCUAGAAUGGGAUGACAAGUUGUUCGAUGGAAACGAUAUGAGCGAAGGAGUCGAAUGUUUCAGUCAUGUCGGUGAUGACGAGAGGGUGUUCUUUCACUAAGUUAGAUGUUUAUUAUUCUUACUGUGUAUUUGAUACCGCACAUUUUUGCAUGCUAACUGGUGUAUUUUAUACUCUGUUAAAACCACUUGGAACAUAUCUGACUGCUGUCUUUCAGAGGGAUGGCUUUGGAAAGUGAAGAAACAGUUGUCAGGUGUAAAGUUCGACAUUUUGUACUUGUAUAGCGCAACGUUCACUCACAGGCCAGAAAAAGCACAUGUUAUUAUGGGUCUUAGUUUCACCCCAUCUUUGUUUGGCGCAUUUAUGCUUAAGCUUUUUUAGUACCAUUUGCAUUGUUUAGCACUGACAAUGUUUGGUGUCUUUGCAUAUGUUUACUGAAUCUACACUGACAUGUGCUCAAGUUUCAAGGUGAAAAUCAAUGUGACGACUGACUUGGCCCAGACCCACUGUAUGAAUGCUUUACUGCUGUCAUAUCAAUGUUAACUGUUGAGUAUUUUGCAUUGACAGAUUAAAUCUUAAAGGUAUAGUUCACCCAAAAA